AUGUACAGGCCAACCACGAGAAAUGAGUGGCUUUUCUGUGGGACAUUGGUCGCGCAAGCCAUUAUCAUCAUCGCACUAGAGCUAUUCAUCAUCUCCGAAUGGCAGAUGUGGGUUCAUCCCAAUAUAAUUCAAGUGAUGGUCUCAUACGUUGUACCAAUCAAUUUGGCCAUUUUCGUCUUCACUUGUGUUUACGAGCUCAUCCUCGCCAUCGAUGCAGUGCAUCACAAGAAUAAUCUCUUGCUAUUCGCAGUAUGCGUCAGCAAUGCCUGUAUUCUCGCAUUCUCUGCAAUGCAGUCAAAUUCCAUAAAAGAUAUCGCCCGAAGACUACCGGCUGCCCGUGACGCUGAAUCGCAGCCCUUGGUUGAUCUCGAUUUCGAUUUCUGGAAGAGAGUUGAUCCAGCGCAAAUCGCCUGUCCGAUUAUCUUUGGGAUAUGCACUCUUAUCAUCUGGCCUUGUGCCUACCAGCUUCAUAAAGAAUAUGCAUGGGCCAUUUACCGGAGCAUUCAUGGUGAUAUGAGAAUCAAGACUCGCUUUUUGACCUACGAGAUCUACCUUGUUCUGAUCAAGCUUGAUUUCUACUUCAUUACGUGUUUCGUGAUCCAGUAUGACUUGAUCGAUGUUCAUUUCAAGGAGCCAGAGUUUGGCCUCACUUUGGCUCUUCUACCUGCAUCUUUGCUUAUGAUGAUAUUGGCUGUCUGGUUCGUCCGCAGGGAGUGGAAGAUUGCAAUGGUACUCGUAGUUCUCUGCCACGCUGCAAUCAUUUCCUAUCUAAUUAGCCGAAUCAUGGUGCUUUACGGCAAUGGGCUCCAAGCGAAUACAGCGGACAAGGAUAUGAUGCUGCUAUUCGCCUUUGUCGCCUUGGUUCUCAUGACUUGCACCUUGAUCUGCGCUGUCGUCUGUGUGUUUAACUUCGAUCGCGGAUUGAAAGAAGUUCUUGACGAGAAGAGCUAUAAGCGAUAUACGCACUUUGAGGCUCUUUCUGGUCGUACUGAUCGGUCAUACUCGCCAGAUCAACGACUCUCGCUUGAGUAG
Messenger RNA from Penicillium daleae, 1032 nucleotides. RefSeq lists its product as uncharacterized. The transcript is spliced from 4 exons. The record is from RefSeq and is a predicted model, not a curated record. Gene Ontology annotation, cellular component: Golgi apparatus. NCBI's taxonomy places the organism in Eukaryota, Fungi, Ascomycota, Eurotiomycetes, Eurotiales, Aspergillaceae. The coding region runs from base 1 to 1032 and encodes 343 amino acids.